Mytilus californianus (California mussel) is the source of this 2136-nucleotide messenger RNA. Its product is annotated as macoilin-like. The record is from RefSeq and is a predicted model, not a curated record. Gene Ontology annotation, cellular component: rough endoplasmic reticulum membrane. NCBI's taxonomy places the organism in Eukaryota, Metazoa, Mollusca, Bivalvia, Mytilida, Mytilidae. Gene Ontology annotation, biological process: neuronal signal transduction. The transcript has 12 exons. The coding region runs from base 162 to 2015 and encodes 617 amino acids.
CCUACCGGAAAGAGACGAGACAUUGCGGAGUCACACGGAAAAUAAGGAUCUGAGCGCAUGCGAAGAUUAAGUUGACAGAGCAGAAGACAAUACACAAAUAUUUGUUAUUGUUUUGGACAUAUUCAAUUUAAGAGUUGUGAAAAUUGACAAUUAGUUAGCGGAUGAUUAUGAAGAGACGGAAUGUCGAUUGCGGCAAAAUUCGACGGAUCCCCAAAAGAACAAAAAUAACGGACGGUUUCUACGGAAGUACCUUUUUGUACCUGAAGUUUUUGAUGGUUUGGGCUCUUGUCCUGAUGGCAGAUUUCAUAUUAGAGUUCCGGUUUGAGUAUCUGUGGCCAUUCUGGUUAUUGGUUCGCAGUGUCUAUGAUUCAUUCAAAUAUCAAGGAUUGGCAUUUUCCGUGUUUUUCGUGUGCAUUGCUGUCACCUCAGAUGUGGUGUGCUAUCUGUUUAUACCUGUUCAGUGGUUAUUUUUUGCUGCUAGUACUUACGUCUGGGUCCAGUAUGUAUGGCAUACAGAAAGAGGAAUAUGUCUUCCUACAGUUUCUCUAUGGUUGCUGUUUGUCUACAUAGAAGCUUCAGUCAGACUCAGAGAAUUGAAAGCUUUACCAUUUAAUCUUGAUCUCUGUAGACCAUUUGCAGCUCACUGUAUUGGUUAUCCUGUUGUUACACUAGGUUUUGGUUUUAAAAGUUAUGUGUCUUACAAGUUUAGAUUGCGCAAACAGAAAGAUGUUCAGAAAGAAAACGAAUUUUAUUAUAAUUUAAUAAACCAAGCACUGCCAACAGAAUUACAAAAUCAGUAUAUAGAAAAACAGAAAGCUUUACCGGCUAAAUCAGAGGAGGAAGUAAUCUCAAAUGGAGUUAUAGGAAAGAAGAUAGAAGAUACAAAGAAAUUAAAAGAUAUAGAAGAAGAUGAAGAGAUAGAAUUUAUAGAGCAACCAAAGUCUAAAAAUGAUGUCAAUAAUUUUAAUGAAAGUGCUGAGAAUAUUAAAAAUGAACAGCAAUCUAAGUCAUUUAAAUCAAACAGUGUCUCAACAAAAUCCUCCUCAUCUAAACUGAACAGUGCUAAAGACAAUAGAAAAGGAAAGAAAGAUGUCAAUAAGGAUGUGCCACCCACACCUGUUACAUUAAUUAAUAAUAAAGAUGAAUUUAUAGUUAGGUUAGAAACAGAUGUAAAGAAAUUAAAGACAGACCUACAAUCCAGUAGGAAUUGUGAACAGGAAUUAAAACAACAGAUAACUACAUAUCUUUUAGAAGACAAAAAUCUUAGAUCAGAAUAUUAUCAGUUACAGAUAGAUAACGAAAAUCUUCAAAAUAAACUUCACAAUCUUGUUACAAGUAGGCAGCAAGACAAACAGAAUAUCUCACUUUUAGAAAAGAAAAUGAAUGAAGAAAGAAAGAUGAGAGCGGGUAUAGAACUACAGUUGAAUACAGAACGUAAAGCUAAAAAGGCAGAAGAGGUUGCUGCAGCUCGGGCUAUUGCAGUGGCUUCAACACAGAGAAUUGAAUGUUCAGAACAGUGUAAAUCUAAACAGAGAAAUAUAGAAACAGAAAUAAAACAGUAUCAACGAGAUCUCAAAAUGAAGGAAGAACAAUACAGACAGUUAGAAUAUGAAAAUCAGAAACUUCGACAGUUAAAAGAUCAACAAAAUGAAACAGAAGUGUUGAUGUCAGCUUUGGCAGCAAUGCAGGAUAAAAAUUCUCAUCUAGAAAACAGUCUUAGUGAAGAAACACGCAUCAAAUUAGAUUUGUUUUCAGCAUUAGGUGAAGCCAAAAGACAGAUUGAAAUACUCAAAGGUUAUCUUAUAGAAAAAGACAGAGAACUUGCUGAUAUCAAGUCCAAAAUAGCUGAAGCAAUGGCCUUACACAUGAUUCCCACAUCAUCAGCCUGUAUGAAUGGUACAGACACUGUCAUGACUUCACCAUUGUAUUCAAGCAAACAACAGAAAGAUGACGGCAUCGUUAAAUCUAAUCUGAACCCACAUGCAUCAGAUUACACUCCUAAAACUACCACAUAAAUUGCGAUGGAACUUUAUUAACAACCUUUUAGCUUCUGGACUUUGUCUAUAGAUGUUUUCCUCAGUGUAUUAUGACUGGCAUCCCUCAAAUGCAUAUGAUUCAAAGUUUUAUAGACACAAA